This is a messenger RNA of Chrysemys picta bellii (western painted turtle), 855 nucleotides long. RefSeq names its product loricrin-like. The record is from RefSeq and is a predicted model, not a curated record. NCBI's taxonomy places the organism in Eukaryota, Metazoa, Chordata, Testudines, Emydidae.
CUCGGCUGCAGAAUGAUUUACUCUUCUGGAAGGGAAUCCUACUUCAACUUGAACUCCACCUGGUAUGACCCUGCAGGUUCCUGGCUGGACACCCGGCGCACCCCCUUCACCUAUGCUUAUAGCACCUGCUGCAGCAGUGGUGGCUGUCCAAGGGGAGGCCAUGAUAACCGAUGCUACGAGUAUCGACGAUCGGGCUGUGGUGAGAAUUGCCAUGGGUCGUCGGGGUCGUGCCACGGCAGUGGAGGCCACUGCUGUGUCAGGAGGCCAUCGUACUUCCAUGGAUAUUCUGGAGGAUGCCACGGCCAUGGGCGGUCGGUCUGUUCUGAGCGGUCAUGCCACGGUUCUGGAUCGUCAUGCCACGGUUCUGGGUCGUCAUGCCACGGUUCUGGAUCUUCAUGCCACGGUUCUGGAUCGUCAUGCCACAAUACCUCUGGAGCAUGCCACAGUACACCAAUUUAUGUGAAGCCAAAACAAUAUGUGCAACAGUGCUGCCCUCCAGUGCAACAGUGCUGUCUUCCAGUGAAAAAGUGCUGCCCUCCAGUGCAGAAGUGCUGAAAACCAAGGCCAAAGCGUCUUCCAAGUCAACAGCUGCAAAAUCAAGUCUGCAAAAUUCCAACACGCAGCUGAAGUGACAGCUACAAGUAACAGCAAUGAAUCUUCUGCUCUCAUGACGUUGCUUUACAUUUCUACAGCUUGGCAUGACUUGUUUCAUUCACAAAUUGCACUUUCUCUGUUGCUUUGAUUAUUAUAACCAGUUAAUGCUUGUAAUGCACUUUGAAGAGGUAACCCACUGUAUAAGUGUGACAUUUUAUCAUUAAGGGCUUUUUCUGAGGGAUCCUUUAUAUUCUUGGGCUA